CGCAUACUUCGCUACUGAACUUCGUACCAUCUCUGAUCUACCAGACCUUACCUCCACCUACUACUCCCGGUCAUCCUCUCUCUCUCUCUCUCUCUCUCUCUCUCUCUCUCUCUCUCUCUCUCUCUCUCUCUCUCUCUCUCUCUCCUCGCGUCGUAUCCUACCUAUCUCAUACCUCGCACCCAUUACCUCGCCCAUCUGCGCGACAUUGAGGUGACCACAAUAGAGCGGGCGAGAGAAUCUGCGUACACUACCACACGCAGCAGCCGCUCCCCUCUCUUUCUUGACUUCAAAGUAGCUUCAAAGCUCAUUCUUUUUUCCCCUCCAACAAAAAAAUCAACAUCAACACAACACAUAGUUCCCGCGCGUGGAGUCGCGCAACCCCACCGUCACAAUGAACGACGAAGAUGCCAUCCAGAAUAUCCUCAAAAAGAUUGAGCGCGAAAAGGCUCUCCUCAACGCCGCCAAUGCUAUGAGAGCCCAGACAAACAACGAGGCUGUGCGAUCACGACUCGACUCCCAGAUGCGCGAUGGCCGUCGAAACCUGCAGUUCUUCGAAGAGAAGCUUCGCGAGGCCCAGAUGCGGCGGGGAAUGGACAGCAUGUCUAUCGGAUCCCCUUCCGGCAACGGCAGACCUCUCAGCGGCGACGUCGAGGAUGCGCCCGCUCCUCCUCCCAAAGAUGCGAAUGCCUGGGCAGAGCGUGGCGGAUACGGUGCCGGGAGCGCAACAUCUGGCGGCAAUGUUCAGUACAGCCAGAUUGGUGGCCACGCCGACCUGAUGCCUCCCCGCCAUCCUUACGCCAACCCAGGCCCAUCUUCAUCUAUCCCUAAGCCGCGUCCCAAUUUCACCAAGCUUGAUCUUAUCAAAUAUGAUACCCCGUAUCUCGGCCCUCGUAUUCAGCUCAUGCUGUCGCAGAUCCAGUUCAAGCUCAACGUGGAGGAGCAGUAUCUCAAGGGAAUCGAGAAGAUGAAGAGUUGAGAGCAAGCAAAAGAUUCUGCUGUUGAAGCAGGCCAUGAAGCGCUACGAGGAGUUGCACAUCGACAUGGACACAUCAGAUGCCCAGGAUGGUAUGUU
Messenger RNA from Colletotrichum godetiae, 1072 nucleotides. RefSeq lists its product as uncharacterized. Gene Ontology annotation, biological process: signal transduction. The transcript is spliced from 3 exons. Lineage: Eukaryota; Fungi; Ascomycota; Sordariomycetes; Glomerellales; Glomerellaceae. The record is from RefSeq and is a predicted model, not a curated record. The coding region runs from base 392 to 976 and encodes 194 amino acids.